CCCGAGUGCGGCCGAACGGUAGCGAAGGUGACCGAAGACGCAAUGAGAAGUUGGAGCGACUGAUCGGCGAUGGCGAGUAACGAGCGAGGCGAAAAUUGCCGAAGUGUUCCGGCGCGAAAGCCGUUACCUGUCUGUUCUGUCUGUCGGUGUCGGUCAGUCGCGAAACGACAGUUCGCGCAGUUAGUCGUGGUUUUUAGUGAAUUUGUUGAUUUAUCGCGCAGGAACGCAAUAACUACACCGCAUUUCUCGUUUUUGCGAUAAUCCGCGUGAUCCGCAAUAUCACAAUCGCGGACCAUCGUACGGCGCCGCGUGUUAUCGUGUCGUGUAAUCGUUGCGUAAUCAACAGAGAGAUAAAACGGUGAGGACUAUUUAGCACGGUUGUUCCCGUGAGAUUUUUCUGUAUCGCCGGAAAUGCGCGUGGCCAUUUAAAAACUAUUCGUUGCAAUCGCGUUUAUUACCGGAGCAACGAGUGAUGUGAACUGUGGAAUUUAUGAUGGUGAUCAAGUCCAAUAUUUUGGAGUCAUCUACUUGAUAUGACAGCAAUACGAUUUUGAUUUUAAGGAACAGAGAGGAGAGGCCAUCCAGAAUGGUUCUUACUGUGACCGAGGAUACCCCGGCAGAUAUGCUGACCGGAAGUAUGGAACUUUUAGUCCAGCUACCUCGCAAUCAUCAUCUUCAUACGCAGAAAGUUACAGUAUUGAGAAGCACGCCAAUGAUGGAUCUUCUGGUGCAGAUCGCGACAGCUCACAAAUUGACGGCUUCAAACUACAACUUGCAAGCGAUCGGCGAACGUGAUUUGAUUCUACCUCAUCAUCCAAACACUCCUAUAGGAGCAUUGGACGCUCUUCAAGUUAAAUUACUUCCCAAGCAGGGCACGUGCGUGGCGCUUAAAUCUAAGCAGGUUAAUCAACCUUUUGAAACGACAUUUAGAUUGCAGGUACAUUUGCCGAGAAAUCAGCUGUACGUAUCGAGGGUCAGUCCGAAGACAAACCUUGGAGAAAUCCUGGACAAAGUGUGCCGCGAGAAAAAUCUAGAUAGGAGCAAGUACGAGCUUCGUCAUCCAGUUAAUCUGGAGGAAACGUUGCAACUAUCGCUGUCGCUACAAGACUAUCACCUGCAAGAGGUGACUCUGUACGCGAAGCAAACUAGGAGUUUGGGUCCGACGCCAAGUACGCAAGACAUAAUGGCAUUGCAGAGGCGGGAGGAGCGGCGACGACAGCAAACCAAGCAGAGCGUGUUUGGUUUCAUGUUUAAGAAAUCCAAGGAAAAUUCUCCGAGCAUGGAUAGUCUCGGGGUACGCAGUGUGUCGCCAGCCAGGAGUGACGAAACUGCGAGAAGCGUUAGUCCUCUUCAGCCGGCGCCGGCUCGGCCGCAAAGGAAGAGGAGACUAGCCCCGAAACCACCUGCCAACGCUGCACAAACCGUUCAAAAUAUAUCCGGAGACAGCGGCAAGGACAAAAUGACAAUCAUCAAUCACAGCCGUAACAGCAGCGACAGUUCUGGCUACCAUGAGGCGUCCGUGCUUAGUGAUAAUCCGGAUUCGGCUGCAAGACUACCGGAAACUCUGCCAAGGACAAGUAAGGCACCAAGUCUGUUUGAUGCGUCCAGGAAAUUGGCGCAGACUUUACAGUCUAGCAAGAGUCUGGGCAAUCUGACAGCGACAGAUGAAACGCUCAGUCGAGGGAUUAGCAGCACUUUUCUUAGCUCCACUGUUUCCAGAGUUUACCACGUGGAGGUUGCAGUACGGUUUUAAACUCCUUAUCGGGGUGCUUUUUUAACACGAGUCCCCU
This is a messenger RNA of Temnothorax curvispinosus, 1790 nucleotides long. Its product is annotated as cordon-bleu protein-like 1. The transcript has 7 exons. Gene Ontology annotation, molecular function: actin monomer binding. Lineage: Eukaryota; Metazoa; Arthropoda; Insecta; Hymenoptera; Formicidae. Bases 587 to 1753 code for a protein of 388 amino acids. The record is from RefSeq and is a predicted model, not a curated record.